Molecule: messenger RNA, 973 nt
Organism: Daktulosphaira vitifoliae (grape phylloxera)
Lineage: Eukaryota; Metazoa; Arthropoda; Insecta; Hemiptera; Phylloxeridae
Gene: aph-1
Product: gamma-secretase subunit Aph-1
Exons: 1
Coding region: 140-871 (243 amino acids)
Biological process (GO): Notch receptor processing; protein processing; positive regulation of catalytic activity
Cellular component (GO): gamma-secretase complex; membrane; endoplasmic reticulum
Molecular function (GO): protein-macromolecule adaptor activity
Source: RefSeq, a predicted model, not a curated record
UAAACUGGUAAGACCAAUACUAAGUACAAACUACAUAAAUUCAUCAAACUUUUUUUGUCAUAAUUGUCCAUUAGUAUUUUUAUUUAGUCAUUUUAUUAUAAGGAAUUAAAAAAUAACGUAUUAAAAAUAAAUAUACAAAAUGACCCUAAUGGAAUUUACUGGUUGCACUUUAACAGCAUUUGGCCCUGCAUUAUCAAUGUUUAUAAUAACAAUUAUGAAUGAUCCUGUACGUGUCAUUAUAUUGAUAGCUAGUUCAUUCUUCUGGUUAUUAAGCUUGUUGUUCUCAUCUAUAUUAUGGUUUAUAUUUCCCAUCAAAGAAUAUAUCUGGGUAGGAGUUUGUUUAUCAGUUUUAGUUCAAGAGCUUUUUCGAUACUUUUUAUAUAUAUUACUCAGAAAAGCAGAAAGAGGACUGAAACAAUUUGCAGUUCAUUCAUUCGUGUCUAGCAAUAAACACAUGUUGUCUUAUGUAUCCGGUUUGGGAUUUGGUCUAAUGAGCGGCUUAUUUUCACUUAUCAAUAUUUUAGCUGAAGUUGGUGGACCAGGGACGAUGGGUUUACGCGGAGGCAACAGUGUAUUUUGUUUGGUAUCUUCAAUUUUUACUGCUCUCACAAUAUUUUUGCAUAUUUUUUGGCAAGUCUUGUUUUUCCAUGGAUUAAAUACAGAAAAUAAAAAAUUGAUGUCAUAUGUUUUUUGUUCACACUUAAUUGUUUCUGAAAUUACAUUAUUUAAUCAAUACUAUUAUUAUGUACUUACAUUAUCACUGGUAUUUACAAUAACAAUGGGAACUGGAUUCUACGCAUUCAAAAUAGCUGGAGGACAAUUACCCUUUCUAAAUAAAAAUCAAAAUGAAACUCCAACAACUAUUAAUUAAAAUUUGAUUGUCUGUAUUGUUAAUUGUAUUUUUUUCUGUAAAAUAGAAUAUUAUGUGAAAAAUAUCUAAUUUUUAUAAUAAAAUACACAUGUAUUAUAACAA